Molecule: messenger RNA, 1778 nt
Organism: Erinaceus europaeus (western European hedgehog)
Lineage: Eukaryota; Metazoa; Chordata; Mammalia; Eulipotyphla; Erinaceidae
Gene: HSPA14
Product: heat shock protein family A (Hsp70) member 14
Exons: 14
Coding region: 111-1640 (509 amino acids)
Biological process (GO): cellular response to unfolded protein; protein refolding
Cellular component (GO): ribosome; cytoplasm
Molecular function (GO): ATP binding; ATP-dependent protein folding chaperone; misfolded protein binding
Source: RefSeq, a predicted model, not a curated record
GGGUUGUGAGCACGGGAAGUCUCCGCGGUGCCUGACGGGGCUGCGGGGCAGCUGGGAACUGUUGUCGUUGGGGCUGCUCUGUUUCCCGCCGCUGCUUCCAUCUCGUCCUCAUGGCAGCCAUAGGAGUUCACCUGGGCUGCACUUCAGCUUGUGUGGCCGUCUAUAAGGAUGGCCGGGCAGAUGUGGUUGCAAAUGAUGCAGGUGACAGAGUUACUCCAGCUGUUGUUGCUUACUCAGAAAAUGAAGAGGUUGUUGGACUAGCGGCAAAACAAAGUAGAAUAAGAAAUAUUUCAAAUACAGUGAUGAAAGUAAAGCAGAUCCUUGGCAGAAGCUCCGAUGAUCCACGUGUUCAGAGAUACAUCACGGAAAGUAAAUGUUUAGUCAUUGAAAAAAAUGGGAAAUUGCGAUAUGAAAUAGAUACUGGAGAAGAAACAAAAUUUGUCAAUCCAGAAGAUGUUGCCAAACUAAUAUUUAGUAAAAUGAAAGAAACAGCUCAUUCUGUCUUGGGCUCAGAUGCAAAUGAUGUAGUGAUUACUGUUCCAUUUGAUUUUGGAGAUAAGCAAAAGAAUGCCCUUGGAGAAGCAGCCAGAGCUGCUGGAUUUAAUGUUUUGCGGUUAAUCCACGAGCCAUCUGCUGCUCUGCUAGCAUACGGAAUUGGACAAGACUCCCCCACUGGAAAAAGCAAUAUUUUGGUGUUUAAACUUGGAGGCACAUCCUUGUCUAUCAGUAUCAUAGAAGUUAACAGUGGAAUAUAUCGAGUUCUGUCAACCAACACUGAUGAUAACAUCGGAGGUAUACACUUCACAGAAACCUUAGCACAGUAUCUAGCUUCUGAGUUUCAGAGGUCCUUCAAACAUGAUGUUAGAGGAAAUGCCCGAGCCAUGAUGAAAUUGAUGAACAGUGCUGAUAUUGCAAAACAUUCCUUGUCAACCUUAGGAAGUGCUAAUUGUUUUCUUGAUUCAUUAUAUGAAGGUCAGGAUUUUGACUGUCAUGUGUCCAGAGCAAGAUUUGAACUUCUCUGUUCUCCACUUUUUCAUAAGUGUAUAGAAGCAAUCAGAAAACUCUUCGAUCAAAGUGGAUUCAAAGCUGAUGAUAUAAACAAGGUCGUCCUUUGUGGAGGAUCUUCUCGGAUCCCAAAACUACAGCAAUUAAUUAAAGAUCUUUUCCCAGCUGUUGAGCUUCUAAAUUCCAUCCCUCCUGAUGAGGUUAUCCCUAUUGGAGCAGCUGUAGAAGCAGGCAUUCUUAUUGGGAAUGAAAACCUAUUGGAGGAGGAUUCUCUUAAGAUUGAGUGUUCGGCCAAAGAUAUUUUAGUUAAGGGUGUGGAUGAAUCAGGAACCAAUAGCUUCACAGUCCUGUUUCCAUCAGGGACUCCUUUGCCAGCCCGAAGACAACACACAUUACAAGCCCCUGGAAGUAUAUCUUCUGUAUGCCUUGAACUCUAUGAGUCUGAGGGGAAAAACUCUGCUACAGAGGAAAACAAGUUUGCACAGGUUGUACUCCAGGAUUUAGAUAAGAAAGAAAAUGGAUUGCGUGAUAUAUUAGCUGUCCUUACUAUGAAAAGGGAUGGAUCAUUACAUGUGACUUGCACAGAUCAAGAGUCUGGAAAAUGUGAAGCAGUCACCAUUGAGGUGGCAUCAUAGUGUUUCAGUGAAACCAUGAAUUUUUUUUUAGAAUUAGAAUAUCAACAUUGGUUUUGUUUAUAAAUGUUGUUUAUACUAAAAUGCUUUUUGGAUGAGCUGUACAAUCUAUGUUUCUAUUAAAGUCCAGUACAUUGGUAA